Messenger RNA from Brassicogethes aeneus, 1452 nucleotides. NCBI's taxonomy places the organism in Eukaryota, Metazoa, Arthropoda, Insecta, Coleoptera, Nitidulidae. The record is from the annotation of a GenBank genome assembly.
AUGACAUCAGGCAACAAUAUUGAAAGUGAAUAUUUAGCUCUAAAUUCGAAAAAUGAGUGGCCGGUACUUUAUCAGAAAAUCCGUUCGGAAAGCAGCACGGACAGUUGUUCUGAAGCAAUAAAACCACAAAAUAAAAUUCUAAACCGAUACCGAGAUGUGAGUCCUUUUAAUCACAGCCGGGUGAUUUUGCAGCGCGGCUAUACCGACUAUAUAAACGCUAACCUGAUCAAAAUUGAAAAGGCUGACCGAAAGUACAUCCUAACGCAGGGACCCUUGUCCAACACAGUCAGCCAUUUUUGGCUGAUGGUGUGGGAACAAAACAGCAUAGCCAUACUGAUGCUGAACAAAUUGAUAGAAAAAAAGCAGGAAAAGUGUUUUCAGUAUUGGCCCUCGAAAAUCGGCUCCGACCACAUAAUGAACCUGACAGACGUGGGUCUCACCGUCGAGUACCUAGAACAGCAGGAUCAUUCGUAUUAUUUGACCAGGGAGCUGCGUUUGACCGACACGGAGACCGGCACGUCCAGGAAUAUAAUCCAGUUUCACUAUAUCACGUGGCCCGAUUUCGGCGUGCCCAGCUCGCCCACUGCCUUCCUCGAGUUCCUUAGAAGGGUGCGAAAAGCAGGCGUCUUGGAAUCUUCGGUCGGCCCAGCUAUCGUACACUGUUCAGCUGGAAUCGGCCGAUCUGGAACCUUCUGUAUUGUCGAUUCCUGUUUAGUCCUUAUCGAGAAAUUUGGCCUAAACUCAGUUGAUGUAAAGGAAAUCCUAUUAGAAAUGAGGAAAUAUAGAAUGGGCCUUAUACAAACACCAGAACAGCUUAGAUUUUCAUAUCAAGCAAUUAUUGAGGGUGCUAAACAAUUACUAAAUCCAAAUGCAGCAGAGGAAAAUUACGUAGAUGAAAUUGAACAGAACAACAGUGAUAGCCCCAUUGAAGAGAACGAUUCCAGUCAGGACGAUGAUGAACCACCCCCUUUACCUCCGCCCAGAAACGAAAGUCUCAAAACCAACGGUUGUCACACCUACGACAACGGACCGUGUGGGCCUCUUCCAACUAUACCCAACAGUGAAUCAUGUGACAAUAUUGAGUAUCAACUUAAUGGAAAAGAUAAGUACAACUCACAAAGUGAUCCAUUGUCGGAUGUGGCUAGUGGUGAAGAAGAAAUGAGCAGUGAAGACGAACUUAUUGAGGAAAAUGACCUCAGAUCAGAAAGUCCUGGUUCGGAAAAGUUAAACGAUUCCAAUUACAGUAACAGUAUUUCACCGACGGAGUUGAGGCAUCGGAAUCGCGUGGAACGAAAAGAGCAAACCGAGACGCAACUGCGCGACAUGAAGCGCCGACAGCAGAUAAACGAACAAUGGACGCAAUUGAAGAGGUCAUUAUUUAUACCGUUUGUUAUAGGAGGUUCACUGAUUUUGGGUGGAGGCCUCAUUGCUUAUUUUUAUUUCAAAGAUUAA